Trypanosoma conorhini is the source of this 450-nucleotide messenger RNA. RefSeq lists its product as uncharacterized. The transcript has a single exon. The record is from RefSeq and is a predicted model, not a curated record. Lineage: Eukaryota; Euglenozoa; Kinetoplastea; Trypanosomatida; Trypanosomatidae. The coding region runs from base 1 to 450 and encodes 149 amino acids.
AUGAAAAUCAUUAAUGACAUCUCCGCCCACCCCACUCGUUUUGUCUGCGUGGCUCCCUCCACUGGGCUCACGGUGCUGCAGCCGGAGGGCGAAGCAUACGAUGGGGCGGGACACACCGACAAAAAGAGGGGAUGGAGCAAAGAAAGUUUUGAAACACACGCGCAUUCGCUUAGCAUGCAGGGAAGGGCAGAAAUAGAAAGGAAACGAAGUGGAAACAUCUUCAAAAGGAAGGCGACAGAGGGGCAAGCUGAACUACGAGCGCACCGCAUCGUCGCCGUUUGUCGGCGGCGUCAGACGGUUGCCUGCAUCCGCAUCCACCUUCUGCGGCGCAUCUGGAGUGUCGGGAAGGGCCGCCUCUUCCUUCCUCUCCGCACCCGCCUUCACACGGCGCCGCUCCUCAAGCACCACGCGACAGAACCGGCGGUACUUCAAGUGCACAUAAACACUUGA